AUGAAACUCUCUAUUCUAACAUUAUUGAUGCUCAUUCCGUUUAUAUGUGGAGAAGAAUAUGAUGAUGAAGAGUUACCGCCUCCAUGCAAUCCAAAAACAGAUAAGAAAUGUUUAGCAAGAGAUACAGCGUUAGGUGCUGCCAUAAUUGAUCCAUUAACUUCAGAUUCGAGUAAUUUCUAUCCUGUUACAGGUCCUGAUGGAAUUGAAUAUUGUGAUGAAGGAAUGAAAUUGAAUAUAAGGAAAAGAUUUGAUAAUCCAUCUGUUAUGUCUGAUUUUUAUAUACUUUAUGGUAAAGUUCUGUUAGAUUUAAAAGCUGCUCCAGGUAAAGGUAUCAUUAGUUCAUUUUACCUACAAAGUGAUGAUUUAGAUGAAAUUGAUAUUGCUGAAAUAUUUGGAGGUGAUAUAUAUGAAUAUCAGACCAACUUUUUUGUUAAAGGGAAUACUACUACUUAUAGUAGAGGUGGUUAUCAUCCAGUUGCUCAAUCACCUAUGGAAGAUUUUCAUAAUUAUGGUGUAGAAUGGACACCAGAUAGAAUAGAAUGGUCAUUAGAUGGUGUUGUUACCAGAGUCUUGGAAAAAGAAAAUCCAGAAGGAUUCCCAGCAUCUCCUAUGUUUGUAAAAGUCAGUUUAUGGUCUGGAGGAGAUCCUUCUAAUGAAGAAGGGACUAUUUUAUGGGCUGGUGGAGAAACUGAUUAUGUUGGAUUACCUUACUCUAUGUAUGCUAAAGAUCUUAAUGUGAUAGAUUAUUCUAGUGGUUCUGAAUAUGUUUAUGGUUAUAAUUCUGAUGGAAAUUGGAUUAAUUUAACUGCGAAAAAGGGUAAAAUUUUUGGUGAUAAUGAAAACCGUCAAUCAUCACCAACUCAACAACAAAAUCUGCCAUUUAUCAUUGAAAUACCUCAACUUGAUAGUGAUGUCGUUACUCAAAUAGAUGAUUUAGAUGACAUAUCAGAUUUUGAAGGAGUUGAAUAUGAGUAUGAAGUACUUUAUGAAGAUGAUUUAUCUCCCGUAUUUGAUUCAGAAACAACCACUACUACUACUACCACUUCUGCAAAUGAUAAACGAUUUAUUCAAUUUUUCAAUAAUUCAAUUAAUGCCUCCAUUAAUAUUUCCCAUCAAUUAAGUACUUCCUUCCAAUCAAUCAUAAAUAUAUUAUUAGUUGAAGGGAUAUUCUUUUGGAUUUGGUUGUGA
Molecule: messenger RNA, 1188 nt
Organism: Scheffersomyces coipomensis
Lineage: Eukaryota; Fungi; Ascomycota; Pichiomycetes; Serinales; Debaryomycetaceae
Gene: CRH12
Product: Crh12p
Exons: 1
Coding region: 1-1188 (395 amino acids)
Biological process (GO): carbohydrate metabolic process; fungal-type cell wall organization
Cellular component (GO): fungal-type cell wall
Molecular function (GO): glycosyltransferase activity; hydrolase activity, hydrolyzing O-glycosyl compounds
Source: RefSeq, a predicted model, not a curated record